AUGAAGUCCAUCUCACUCGCUGGCAGCAUCCUCUUCGCCGCCACCACCCUCCUCUCCCUCCUUGACACCUCCUCGGCCCAUAUCGCUAUCUCCAACCCUCCCGCUCAGGCUGGUCCCUGGAGCAAAAACCCCUCUGGUGCUGUCCAUGCCUGGAUUGGAUUCGAGGGAAAGAAGUUCCCCUGCGGCGGCUACAAAAAGGGUCCCGUCACCAAGUACAAGGCCGGCGAGAUCAUCCCCGUCCGGUUCUGGAACUUCAACGUCAAGAAUCCCAAGGUAUUCCCUCCACCCGCUGGACUCAAGCAGUCGCGCCAUGGUGGCGGUGCCUGCGAGUUCUCGCUCUCGUACGAUGCUGGCAAGACCUGGAAGGUCAUCGGUCAGUACACCAAGACCUGUCCAGACAUCUACUUCGAAUGGCCUGUGAUGAUCCCCAAAAACGCGCCCUCCUGCACAGAUUCGGACAAGUGUCUGUUCGCCAUGUCCUGGACCGCCUUUUCUACUGAUCAGUUCUACCACCACUGUGCCAACAUCAUGAUUGAUGGUGCCAAGAACGGAAAGCUGCCCGAGCUCGAUAUGACCGUUGUGGAUGUCACACAGCUGCACGAGAAGAUGAACACCCAUGCUCUUGGUGACGAGAAGAGCACCAAGAGCACGGGUCCCGAUCGCCGCGAGAAGCAGCUGAACACGAACGGCUACUUUGCCUUUGGAGGCGGCGCUGGCACGCACGGUUUGGAUCUUGGUUUGGUCCGCUAA
This is a messenger RNA of Gamsiella multidivaricata, 750 nucleotides long. RefSeq lists its product as uncharacterized. The transcript is spliced from 2 exons. The coding region runs from base 1 to 750 and encodes 249 amino acids. The record is from RefSeq and is a predicted model, not a curated record. NCBI's taxonomy places the organism in Eukaryota, Fungi, Mortierellomycota, Mortierellomycetes, Mortierellales, Mortierellaceae.